GUUGAGGGUUUGCGCUCUAUUGACCGACGGCAAUGCGGAUCCGCAAGAGCGCCGAUGUGAUCAUCGCCGGGGCCGGUAUCAUGGGCCUGCACACGGCCUUUCAGCUCAAGCGCCGGGCUCCGGAGCUUGGCGUGCGCGUGCUGGAGCGGGCCCGUGCGGUGGGCCAAGGCUCCACGGGCUUUUCCAGCGCAGUGUUGCGCUGCCGUUAUACUCUGCCCAGUAUGGUGGAUGUUGCUGCGGAGGGCCUCAAGAUUCACAACAACUGGAGUGACUACCUGGAGCUGCCCCGGCCCCUGGCCAGUUUCACCCAGCAUCCGAUCCUAUGGGUGAUGCCUGAGACGACUUAUCAGCAGGAUGUCCAGCGCCUCGCACGCCAUGGCCUCAACACCACGGUUUACUACAGCGCGGAUGAGGUGGGGGAGCGCUUCCCCGCCCUUGAUUUCUCGCAGGACGAGCGAACCGGCGUGGUUCAGUACUUUGUGGAAGAGGAUGGAGGCUACUUUGAUCCCACGGCCGCGCUCACAGAUCUCCUGACCGCCUGUCGCAACAUUGGCGUGGAGGUCAUGUUCAACACGGAGAUUGAGCGCGUGCAUGUGAUGGACGACUCGACCAUCGAGCUCGUCAAGCUCAGCACUGGAGAUUCGGUGCCGUGCGGGGCCUUGGUCAACUGUACGGGUCCGUGGCACGACAAACUGAAUGACAUUGUGGGCUGGGAUAACGACUGGGACAUUCAACCUGCCCGCAUCCAGGUCGUCCACAAGCCUCUAGUCAAGCAGGACCCAGCAGCUGAGGAUAUUCCCGCCGUUUGCGAUGCCGUCAACGGCGUGUAUUUUCGCCCUCAUCUGCAGGGCGACCACAUUAUCAUCUCCACGGUGCGCCCCCAGGAUGAGGAGGAGCGUGUGGAGGAGCCCGAUGACUUUAACACGGCGGCCGACCCCGAGGUGCGCCAGCGCUACCUCAGCAGCCUGCACGCUCGCAUUCCCGGGUUGACACCUCGCGGCACGGUGGCGGGCUAUUCGGCACUCUACACGGUCAAUUACGCCGACAGCCACCCCGUGGUCGGUCGGGUCCACCCUUUCACCAAUUACCUUGUGGCCAACGGUUUUACCGGACACGGCUUUAAGUUGAGCCCUGUCGUGGGCGCUGCCCUGGCCCAGGCCAUUACCGGUUCCACCACUCGCCACUUUGACACGCGCACCGACUGGGCAUUCCUGAGUCCCAACCGCAACCCGAUUACUGCACAUCGCCAGGGCGUCCUGUCGUGACAGCCCCGCUGCCUUGGAUUUAAAUCUUUUUUUUUGGACACCAAGAAGAGCCAUGCGGUCUGCGUCAAUUGAUAGAAUAAUAUGAUUAUGUGAAGCAAAACUGAGGGGCACCCAAUAUGUCUGUACUUGAAGGCAACAAGGAGUGUCCGCAGACGCCAAGGCACAGGGCAAAACGGAAGGCAUACACGGCAGCGGACAUGAAGCGCAAAGUCAAGACGGGGUCGAUAGGGCGUGUCGCGCAGCGUGCACGGCCUGUUGUACGGCUUGAGACCAAGUAGGUGCGUCGAGGGGACUGUCGGUGUUUGAGCGUGCCUCCUGAUGGAGCAGAUUGUCCAUGAGGUGGGUUAAAAAGUGAGCCGAGCCAUGUUCUUGGCCGCCAAUGUGUAGCGCGCGGUGUUCCGCCGGUACAUUAUCCUCUCGAGCUGCCACGGAAACAAACGGCAAGCCUUGAUCCCCAAAGCGGCCCAUGGGUCCGUCAUUGCUGUGUGGACUGUCACCCAGGGCCACGGCACGGUCAAGGGCGAUCGGUAUGUCCUUGAAGUAGGCGUCGGGCAAGUGGUCCACGAUGGUGGCCGCAUCGGUGCGCCGAAACCAGUCAAUGACCACGGCCUUGUCCAGGCCACGACGAUAGAUCCAAACGCUGUUGGGGGCGAAGGAUUGUUCCAGACCAUGCUCUGCAAGAAAGGGCUCAAG
Molecule: messenger RNA, 1958 nt
Organism: Monosiga brevicollis MX1
Lineage: Eukaryota; Choanoflagellata; Craspedida; Salpingoecidae
Exons: 3
Coding region: 33-1265 (410 amino acids)
Cellular component (GO): cytoplasm
Molecular function (GO): oxidoreductase activity
Source: RefSeq, a predicted model, not a curated record